CACCCAGGGCAGUCCUGAACUCAAAACGUGUUCCAGUGGGAACACGUAGGCCGAGUCGGUGUCGACUGUGAUUUGUCUGACACCCAGUGAUGUAUUGGUGAUUAGACCGACGCAUCCCAGGAUGGCCAAGUUGAGUUGUGAGAUGGAAUUAAUGUCCAUCUGUUAUAGCUGAAGCCUGUGUAAAGUCAUACAGUGUGUUGCUGGAGACCCCUGCCAGUGUGUUGCUGGAGAGUAGAAGUGGCGACAAUACUGUAGAAGACUGGCCCAUGAUUUACUGAGAAAGGCAACCUACCAUGCACCACAAGGAUGUAAACAAAUGUUGAGGAUGAUGGCUGAGUGUGGGGAGGUGGGCCGGGCCCUCAAGUGUGUCUUGGAGAGGGUCUCUGCCGCUGCUAAGGCUAGGAGCCCUGAUGUGGCAGCUCUCUGUCCGCAACCUCGGUUGGUUGCUGUUAGUAAAACUAAGCCAAAGGAGAUGGUAAUUGAAGCAUACUCUGCAGGCCAGCGACACUUUGGAGAAAACUACGUUCAAGAGUUGAUAGACAAGGGUCAUGAUGAUCAGAUAUUAAUGGAAUGUCCUGAUAUUAAAUGGCAUAUGAUUGGUCACCUUCAAAGUAACAAGAUCAAAAAGAUUAUUGAUGUACCAAAUCUGUACUGCAUUGAAACCAUUGACAGCAUGAAGUUGGCCACAGCUGUUAAUAGUGCUGUCCAGAAGAACCUACAAGACAAGAAGUUAAAAGUGUUUGUUCAAGUUAACACCAGUGAUGAGGAAAAUAAAAGUGGAGUUCAUCCAGAUAAUGUAAAUGAACUGGUGAGCCAUAUCUUGCAGAACUGCAGUCAUCUGGAUUUAGUUGGCAUAAUGACCAUUGGUGCUUUUGACCAUGACAUCUCUAAAGGUCCCAACCCAGACUUUGAGAGGUUGCUGAUGUGUAGAGCCUCAGUUUGUGAAAGCCUAUGUCUAGAUCCUAAAGAUGUUGAACUAUCAAUGGGAAUGUCGAGUGACUUUGAGCACGCAAUUCUUGUUGGAAGUACUAAUGUAAGAGUUGGCAGCACAAUAUUUGGAGCCCGAGUCAUCAAGAAAUAACUAUCUGUUAAGGAUUAUCAGUUGCAGUAUAUAAAACAAAUUAACUGCU
This is a messenger RNA of Procambarus clarkii (red swamp crayfish), 1130 nucleotides long. The record is from RefSeq and is a predicted model, not a curated record. NCBI's taxonomy places the organism in Eukaryota, Metazoa, Arthropoda, Malacostraca, Decapoda, Cambaridae.